ACUAAUUAAUCUGUCAUCAAAUACAAUGGAAACUACAACAGCAUCUCUCUGUGAUAUUCAGCCAAAUAGUUCAAUUCCCAUCAUCGAAUCCUCUAAAUCGUCAUCAUUUACCUCAGCAUCUUUAAUCAAACGACGAAGUCUUCCAAUGAAAAUUAAAGAAUGGAGUAAAGUGGCGUCAAAACAAUUCUCUCGUCGUUGUAGUGCCGGAAGUGUAAAGUCUGUUCAAUCUGCGACUGAACAUCUAAACUGUGAAAAUCAUAGUAUACAUGAGAAAAAUUUAGACUGGAAUAUAGAACAUCAACAAAAUUCCAGUAGAUUACGAGGAAUCAGGAGGUCUGCACAACAAAAAUUCAGUAAUAUUUGUAAAGUAUUAAAAUAUUCAAAUCCCAGUAUAUUAGCACAUUCAAACUGUUUAUAUCAGGAUGUCGAUCAUUCAGAUCAAUCAUUCACAUCAAAGUCUUACCAUUUUGAACAACAUAGUGACCGAGAAUUUGAUUACGAUACAUUAAAACAUAUUUCGUUUUCAUCAGAAUCCUCACCGAAAUUAAGGAGUAAAUCGGUUGAAACAAAUGAUGAAAUUAUAGUUUCUAAUUACAGUUCCAAAAAUGCACCAACUCUUCGAAGUGUCAUUUUGUUACGACCUGAUUUAGACGAGCCAUUUGGUCUAUUUGUAAUUAAGUCAGAACAAG
Schistosoma turkestanicum is the source of this 689-nucleotide messenger RNA. The record is from the annotation of a GenBank genome assembly. NCBI's taxonomy places the organism in Eukaryota, Metazoa, Platyhelminthes, Trematoda, Strigeidida, Schistosomatidae.